This is a messenger RNA of Talpa occidentalis (Iberian mole), 2518 nucleotides long. It is a transcript of the gene PCSK2, whose product is annotated as proprotein convertase subtilisin/kexin type 2. NCBI's taxonomy places the organism in Eukaryota, Metazoa, Chordata, Mammalia, Eulipotyphla, Talpidae. The record is from RefSeq and is a predicted model, not a curated record. Gene Ontology annotation, cellular component: Golgi membrane; trans-Golgi network. Gene Ontology annotation, biological process: protein processing. The coding region runs from base 318 to 2234 and encodes 638 amino acids. The transcript is spliced from 12 exons. Gene Ontology annotation, molecular function: serine-type endopeptidase activity.
UUUAGCAUCAAGCAGAGACAUACACUCACUCUUUCUCUCAGAUACACACAGCUCCCCACAUUCGCACCCUUUGCAAGGAGCCGCCUAACUACACGGCUUCUCAGCCAGCCAGAUGCUAGAGGAGAACACAUUAAUUUGCUGUUAUCCAAGCUCCUAAUCAGUCUCUUUCUCUGCACAUUUUUUUUUCAACAAACAAACAACAACAACAAAAAACUACAUAUAUAUAUAUAAUUUUUUUUUAUUUGGACCUUCCCUCCUGGUACCCUACUCCGCCAGCCUGCGCGUCUCCUAGCUCCACUUUUCACUCCCAAAGAAAGAUGAAAGGUGGCCGUGUCUCCCACUGUAAGGCAAGCGCCUGCCUUAUUUUCUGUGUCAUGGUUUUUGCAUCUGCCGAGAGACCGGUCUUCACGAAUCAUUUUCUUGUGGAGUUGCAUAAAGGAGGAGACGAAGAAGCUCGCCAAGUUGCAGCAGAACAUGGAUUUGGAGUCCGAAAGCUCCCUUUCACUGAAGGCAUGUACCACUUCUAUCACAACAGCCUUGCAAAGGCCAAGAGAAGACGUAGCCUACACCAUAAGCAGCAGCUGGAGAAAGACCCCAGGAUAAAGAUGGCCUUGCAACAGGAAGGAUUCGACCGAAAAAAACGAGGGUAUAGAGACAUCAAUGAGAUUGACAUCAACAUGAACGAUCCUCUUUUUACAAAGCAAUGGUAUCUGAUCAACACCGGACAAGCUGAUGGCACCCCCGGCCUGGAUCUGAAUGUGGCAGAAGCCUGGGAGCUGGGAUACACUGGAAAAGGUGUCACCAUUGGCAUCAUGGAUGAUGGGAUUGACUAUCUCCAUCCGGACCUGGCCUCCAACUAUAAUGCCGAAGCGAGUUAUGACUUCAGCAGCAACGACCCCUACCCUUAUCCCCGCUACACGGACGACUGGUUUAACAGCCACGGGACCCGCUGUGCAGGAGAAGUUUCUGCUGCAGCCAACAACAACAUCUGUGGGGUGGGAGUGGCUUACAACUCCAAGGUCGCAGGCAUCCGGAUGCUGGACCAGCCCUUUAUGACAGACAUCAUCGAGGCCUCCUCCAUCAGCCACAUGCCACAGCUGAUCGACAUCUACAGUGCCAGCUGGGGCCCCACAGACAAUGGGAAGACAGUGGAUGGGCCCAGGGAGCUCACACUCCAGGCCAUGGCUGACGGCGUGAACAAGGGCCGAGGGGGCAAAGGCAGCAUCUACGUGUGGGCCUCGGGAGACGGCGGCAGCUACGAUGAUUGUAACUGCGACGGCUACGCCUCCAGUAUGUGGACCAUCUCCAUCAACUCCGCCAUCAACGACGGCAGGACGGCCCUGUACGACGAGAGCUGCUCCUCCACCUUGGCCUCCACCUUCAGCAACGGGAGGAAAAGGAACCCCGAGGCUGGCGUGGCAACCACAGAUUUGUAUGGCAACUGUACUCUGAGGCAUUCUGGGACCUCUGCAGCUGCUCCCGAGGCAGCUGGCGUGUUUGCACUGGCUUUAGAGGCUAACCUGGGUCUGACCUGGCGAGACAUGCAACAUCUGACUGUGCUCACCUCCAAACGGAACCAGCUUCAUGAUGAGGUCCAUCAGUGGCGGCGGAACGGAGUUGGCCUGGAGUUUAAUCACCUCUUUGGCUAUGGAGUCCUUGAUGCAGGCGCAAUGGUGAAAAUGGCUAAAGACUGGAAAACUGUGCCUGAGAGAUUCCACUGUGUGGGAGGCUCUGUACAGGACCCUGAGAAAAUACCAUCUACUGGCAAGCUGGUGCUGACCCUCACAACCAAUGCCUGUGAGGGACAGGAAAACUUUGUCCGCUACCUGGAGCACGUCCAAGCCGUCAUUACAGUCAACGCAAGCAGAAGAGGGGAUCUGAACAUCAACAUGACUUCCCCGAUGGGCACCAAGUCCAUUUUGCUGAGCCGGCGUCCAAGGGAUGACGACUCCAAGGUGGGCUUCGACAAGUGGCCUUUCAUGACCACCCACACUUGGGGGGAAGAUGCCCGAGGAACCUGGACCCUGGAGCUGGGGUUUGUCGGCACUGCACCCCAGAAGGGGGUGCUAAAAGAGUGGACACUGAUGCUGCAUGGCACUCAGAGCGCCCCCUACAUUGACCAAGUCGUCAGGGAUUACCAGUCCAAGCUGGCCAUGUCCAAGAAGGAGGAGCUUGAGGAAGAACUGGACGAAGCUGUGGAGAGAAGCCUGAAGAGCAUCCUGCGCAAGAACUAGCUGGCUCGUGGGCCUCCCGCCUCCCUCCCUCCCCCAUCUCUGCCUCUCUUUCCUCGCUCCACAUUUCUGUCAGGCACCUAGCAAUUACUGUCAUCCCCACACAAGCGAUUCCAACUUUCUUGAUCUGAAGCUUCGCUCACUGUCAAUGAUUAUUUUCAUUACAAUGGAAGCAAUCUUUUUUAUUCUAUGCCCCAAAUACAGUGUUCCCACCAACACCGAUGUCCUAUUUGUCACUCUAAGUUCUUUGUUUGUGUCAUUCAAAUAGGUGAUAUCCUGCAAAUAAA